CCCACAAUACAGAAGACAGAGAGAUAGAGAGAGGAGAGACUAAAGAUUUAAUGCACAUACCUCUGGUUCUGUAUUUCUAUGGGAGAAGACUCUGGGCACUUAAUACAUACACUGCAAAAACACACAGAGAAACCAUGAAACAUGGUUUCCCAAAUGGGAAUAAGAAGGAUCUCCACACAAGGCUAUGAGUUCAUCAGACCUUUCUCCAUCAUUAAAAUUCUGUAAUUACACACCUGCUGCCACUACGACCACCAGCUGCCUUCUCCAGAUGUCCCAGGAAAGAUGGGUAGUGUCAGCAGUUUGAUAUCAGGCCAUAGCCUCCACAGCAAACACUGCAAAGCCUCUGAGCACAAACUCAAAAAGGGGCUUCAUUCUAAAAAAACAGACCGUAGCUUGGAUGGCCUUCUGAAGUAUGGCUUCUCUCAGGACCAAUGCAGCACCAACAACAACUCAAAAGUCAGCUAUAAUUCAGAAAAAAAUGAUGACUUCUUUUACAUCAAAGUCAACAACAAGCCCCGAGCCGGUCACCAGAACAUUAAUACAUCUGAAGACAGUCAAGGAAGAACUGCUGAGAUGGACAAUGAGAUGUACAGGAGAGGAGGCCCACCAGAAUUAGUUCUGCUUUCUGGAAAACUGGAAAAGAGUGUAGAGAUGGCUGUAAUCCGACCCACCGCCUUCAAACCUGUUCUUCCCCGCAUCAGCAGUUCCUCUGUGGAGACUCAUAAUAAUCUGAGCACCAUCCUGGACAAGAGUAUGAGUCCUAUAGACAGACUCAAAGAUCUUCAAGAUCCCAAGCUGGAAACAAAUUCUGGAACCUUCUCUGACUCGGGAAGGAACUCUAUGUCCAGUUUGCCCACGCACAGCAUCAGUGGCAGCAGCCAGAUGGACAGCCUAAGCACUUCAACUAGCCACAUGGUGCGCCAUGGAGGCCUGGCCCUAAAUGUAGACACAUCUCAGAACCCACAAGGGGGUGUAGCGGGGAUGAAUGGAAAUUCUGGAUCCGGUUGGAUGUGUAGUGAGCCUAAUGUGGUCAGUGAAAACAGCUGGGCCAAUGGAAUUAGUGAAACAAACAGGAGUAGUGAGUCCACUAACACAAACACAAGAUCCAUUGGUGUACUAAGUGAAAGUUUGGCAGCUGCAAUAAGUCUGAACAGAGAAAUAACUGCUGCAGCACUAACUGUCUCAUCCAAUGAGCCAAAGAGUGACUUCUCUGGAAACCAAGAGCUGCUUUUGGAACAUAGAUAUACAGAGCAAAGCUCAGCAAAACCAUCAACUUCGAGCGUCUGUGUCCGAUCACCAAUUUCAACGGAUGAAUCACUAAUACAGCAGCUGGAGUGGAAACUUCUGGAACAUGAAACUGAGCUGGCGGAGUUACAGACGAGUCUUGAGGAGAAAGAGUCAGACACAUGUCAGGUGUUUGAGGAAAAGCAACGUUAUUGUGCUGAGGAGAUGGAGGGGUUGAAACAACGCUGUUCUAUGAAACUCCGUCAAGUCUCACAGAGGGCUUUGAAAGCCCAACAGUUAUUGCAAGUCCAGGUGAUACAGCUGCAGCAGGAUAAGGAACGUCUGCAGAAAGAGGUGGAUAAGCUUAAUCGUGACAGGGACAGUGCAGAAAGCCAGCUCCGGACCUAUAAGAGCCAGAAAAACAAUCUAGUACCCACACUAGAGGAGACGCAGUGGGAGGUGUGCCAGAAAUCAGGUGAGAUUUCACUGCUAAAGCAGCAGCUUAGGGACUCCCAGGCCGAUGCUGGGAACAAACUGAGUGAGAUUGUCAGUCUCAAAGUCUCGCUCAAAGAGUCCAGAAACAAGAUGGAAGAGCUGGUGCAGAAGAACAAAGAGCACGAGGAAGCUCUUCGCCAGCGAAGUACUGAGGUUGAGGUUUGCAAGAAUGAGUUUCAAAGAAAGAAGAAUGAGGCUGAACUCCUCAGGGAGAAGGUUAGUGUGCUGGAAAUGGACAUCAAGGCAAUGAAGCAGGACCUAGCAAUGGCCAAAAAGGGGCAACAGCAGCUAAUGACCAUGAGAGCCAAGGCUGAGGAGCAACAAGCCAGGAUGGAGGCCCUUAGGGUUGGUGAAGCAAAAAUUAAAGGCCAGGAGGGAACUGGGGCCAGUAAAACACUCAAUGGAUGGACUGCAGACACAGAUAGCCUACAGAAGGAGGUACAAAGGCUGAGAGGGGAGCUGAAGGAAGAGAAACAAAAGAAACAUAAGAUGAUGAACAGCUUCCAGCAGGAGAGACAAACAUGGAAUAAAGAGAAGGAUAAAGUAAUUAGAUACCAAAAGCAGUUGCAAUACAAUUAUCUGCAGAUGUACAGAAAGAACAAGGACUUGGAGAAGAUUUUGAGGGAGCUAACAGCUGAGAUGGACAGCAGGACAGAGAUGGACAUGGACAGUCAGAGCUCUGACUUGAACAUUGAUAAAAUUGUAGCCACAGAGAUAUAAAGGAAUAUUUUCACCAAUGUGACAAAGGGGAAAUUACUUCACUGAAAUACAAUAUCAGACCUUUGAUUUCUUUGGCAAGGAACUCAUUAAACAAAGGGCACAAUCAACAAAGCAAAAAUGAAAGGGAUGUCACAGGAUACUCUAAACUUAAGAACAUAACAUUUGUACAGAUCAACUAAAGUUUUUCCUCUUUUCAGUACGAUCACUUUAUUGAAACUCUUAGGAUGUCAGCCAUGUGUAUUUCUUGGCAAGUUCUUAUAAUUAAUCUUACAUAUCCAACCAAAGGCUUUUCCUCCAACUUAUCUAAACAAUCCUCCACUUCUUUCCUCAAACUUAAGCAAUUGUAUAGUCUCACUAGAGCAACACAGAGUAGUGAAUGUUUCAUUUACUCUAUUUGAUAUUUUUGCACUCUCUCUCUCCUUACAAAGUACCCUUAUCCCCAAUGUCUUGGCAGCCAGGCUUAUAGAAAGAAUCAGUAAACAGGGAUAUAGAGUUGCUUAUACAGUGACAUGUUGUCACAUGGUGGUUGCAAAGCAGAAGCACUGAUCAUAAAUGUUUAGAUGCAUCCCACACAGCAUUAGUCUAGCCAUUAUAUAUUUCAAUAUUUAUGAUGAAUUUAAAGUAUUUCGUACUCACUCAGCAGCUGUUCAACUGAGCACUUGUGCAUCCGGUACUAUACUUUCAAAAAUUUUAAGGUGUGGUCCAAACAGUAAAACAGCAGUUCAGUCUGUUGUAGUCAUGAUUAGCAAAUUUAUGUGGAUAUGUCCAUUUCAUGACAAAAUUUCAUGAAAGAUUAUAAGACUUGCAGUUCACAGAUAAACAUAUCCUCUGUUGUAGCUUUCAAAUUGUGGUUGUUUUAUUUUUUGUUUUUUCCAAACUUGCCACACCAUGAUCGUUCAUAUGACACACAAGAACCAAUGGCGUUUUGCAUCAAUGAUGUCAAGCCUGGCAUGAAGCAUUUAAAGACUCAAUUUUUAAACACAAGAAUGAAUUAAAUUUUAGAGGUCCAGUGUAGGGGAACAAUGUAAAUGAAAAAUGGCUUAAAUUAGGUGUUCCUCACACAAAGCUAACAGCUAAAAAAAAACCUGGACUAUGGCGCACAAGCCUAUGGACCAGUGGUGUAGUUGGAGCCAUACCACGUAUACGCUGUAUACUAACUGUACCGUUUUACCAGGAUUGUUUGCAUAUAAUGACUUCUAAGCAUCAGUAUUUGUGUAUACCCUCAGUAUACCAAGUUGUUUUGCUGCUUCAGAGGUUCAUAAUCUACAGUAGUGUUAGCUUCCCUUCUGUUUUGUGAAACUGACUAUUUUUUGUUGUAACUGGUGCAUUAUCACUUAAAUUCUACCAUUCCCUGCUCCUGACAACUGCUGUCACCACCGUCAUCGACUGAGGGAAUUCAUUGCAGUGAGUGGAAAGAGAGAGACACUCAUGCUGAAGAAGUAUCAGGUAAAAUUCAUAAAAGGAUCCAGUAAAUGCCAGUAAAUUUCAUAAUAUGGCAUUACAUUUAGUUGCAUAUGUCAGUACUUGUUCUGGAAAAGAGAGAGAUUCAGCUAAAUGAUGGUGAGAAAACUGCAGCACUUUUAAUCCAAAAGAACAGGUUUAGUUCAAGUGCUUAACAUGAUUUUUUUACAUUUCCCUUGUGAUAAACACUAUUUACUGUAAAAACAACCACACUUAUCCAACAAGAAAUACAAUGUAUUCAUGUUAAGCCUUUUAUCUCUCUUUCUCUUUUCUUCCUGUUUGUUAUAUUAAAGCCUUUUUGUAUGUGUUGU
Molecule: messenger RNA, 4211 nt
Organism: Xyrauchen texanus (razorback sucker)
Lineage: Eukaryota; Metazoa; Chordata; Actinopteri; Cypriniformes; Catostomidae
Gene: lzts1
Product: leucine zipper, putative tumor suppressor 1
Exons: 6
Coding region: 283-2439 (718 amino acids)
Biological process (GO): regulation of synaptic plasticity; regulation of dendrite morphogenesis
Cellular component (GO): dendritic spine
Source: RefSeq, a predicted model, not a curated record